AUGUCUUCUCCAGCGGAAGACCUCGUCGACACGGAACCCCCGACCAUCGAUCCCUACGAGGUCCUCGGCCUGGAGCGCGAUGCGACAGCCGACCAAGUCAAGUCCGCCUAUCGCAAGGCGGCCUUGAAGAACCACCCUGACAAGGUCCCCCAAGAAGAGCGAGAACAAGCCCACAAAUCCUUCCAAUCCAUCGCCUUCGCCUACGCCAUCCUCUCCGACCCCGCCCGCCGCCACCGCUACGACUCCACCGGCUCCACCGCCGAAUCCAUCGUGGACGCCGAGGGCUUCGACUGGUCCACCUACUACCGCGAGCUCUUUGCCGACGCAAUCUCCCCCGACGCCAUCGAGCGCUUCGCCCGCACCUACCGUAACUCGGACGAGGAGCGCGACGACCUCCUCGCCGCCUACGAGGAUGCCCAGGGCGACAUGGACGGCGUUUACGCCUCCGUCAUGCUCAGCGACGUCCUCGCCGACGACGCCCGCUUUCGCACAAUCAUCGACGCCGCCAUCCGCGCCGGCGACGUCGACGCCUACCCCGCCUACACCAAGGAGUCCAAGAAGAAGAGGGCCGACCGCGUCAAGGCCGCCAAGGCAGAGGCUAACGAGGCCGAGGAGUACGCCAAGGAGCUCGGCCAAAGGAGGGAGGGCUUUUUCGACCACCUCGAGGCCAAGUAUGGCGCGUCGAGCAAGCCUGCCAAGGGCAAGAAGAGGCGCGCUGAAGAGGAGCCUUCCGAGGAAGCUUUCCAAGCCGCCGCGGCAAGGUUAAAGAAGGGAAAGGGUGAGGGGAGAUCCAAACGCUAG
Parascedosporium putredinis is the source of this 801-nucleotide messenger RNA. The record is from the annotation of a GenBank genome assembly. Lineage: Eukaryota; Fungi; Ascomycota; Sordariomycetes; Microascales; Microascaceae.